AUGAUGGAUUUUUUGUUACUGCGCUAUCAUUCCCCAAAUUCCGGAUACGGUUGGUGCGGACCUUGUCUAAACCACAACUACCAACAAACGUAUCCGGAUCGUACAAGUGGCAACGACUCAAUCGAUACUUUUAUCACGAAAUCACAAUUGGUAUCCACAUCACAGUAUAAUUUUUUCGAGUGGAUCCCGAACUCGUAUUUUAGAGAUGUAGAGUUUUUUGCGGAAGGUGGAUAUGGGUCUAUACAUACCGCGGUGUGGUUGGAAGGACCCAUUUCGCGAUACGAUUCCAAUGCGGAUCAGUUUUUGAGAGAUGGUGCGAAAAAAGUUGUGUUGAAAACUUUUAAGAAUUCGCAAAAUAUUUUGGCUGAAUUUUUCGAUGAGGCAAGAAGUCUACGACAUACAUUCCGAUAUCCAAUUAUUCCUUGUUAUGGAAUGACUCUAGAUCCCGAAACUCUGGAAUUCGCAAUGGUUGUGCAUUAUGCAGCAGAUGGCAACCUUCGUGAAUACAUGCAAAAAAACAAUGCAAGCCUCACCUGGCAACAAAAACUCGACAUUUUGCACGAAAUCGCACGUGGUCUCUCGAUAAUUCAUCUUCACGGAUACACACAUCACAAUUUUCAUAGUGGUAAUAUUUUGUUUGACGAUGUAAAAGAAGAUGAAGUUGAAAAGAAAAGUUGCAUGCAAUUCAAAGAUGCUGAAGAGAAUAGAGUUAAAGAAACUCCCAAGGCGAUAAUUCAUCCUGGAGCUAUUUAUCAAAGCAGAUUUUUGAAUUUUCCGGAAUUGUUUGAUUUGGUGGCAGCGAAUAAUUAUAGCUAA
Messenger RNA from Ambispora gerdemannii, 816 nucleotides. NCBI's taxonomy places the organism in Eukaryota, Fungi, Glomeromycota, Glomeromycetes, Archaeosporales, Ambisporaceae. The record is from the annotation of a GenBank genome assembly.